AUGAAGGGAAAGAACCAAACUUCCCACAUAAAAAUUGCUGUGAAAUGUUGCGAGGAUUUAAAGAAUUAUUCACGACUUAUUGACAAGCUAAUUGAGAAACAAACGUCAAAAGAAUUAGAGAAUAAUCGAUUGCGGCUCAAAACCUCAAUAGAGUGUGCUCGAUGGCUAGCAUUCCAAGCUUGUACUUUUAAAGGUCAUGAUGAAAGCAUUGAUUCAAAAAAUAAAGGUAAUUUUAUUGAAUUGAUAAAAUUCACAUCAACUUUCAAUGACAAAGUAGCUAGUGUUGUCUUGGAAAAUGCUCCAGGAAAUGCCAAAUAUACAUCACCCACAAUUCAAAAGGAGAUUUUGCAUAUUCUUGCUAGUAAUGUGCGAAAUGCUAUUCGUGAAGAAAUUGGGGAUGCAAAAUUCUGCAUUCUUGUUGAUGAAGCCCGAGAUGAAGACACUACUGCAUUGACUUUAAAGAAUGAGAUAUGUACUGUCCUUUCUCGUUACAACCUCCACAUUGAAAAUAUUCGAGGUCAAGAAUAUGAUAGGGCUAGUAACAUGCAUGGUGAAUGGAAUGGAUUACAAGCUCUUUUUCUUAAAGACUGCCCAUAUGCUUAUUAUGUACAUUGUAUGGCUCAUAGGUUGCAAUUAGCUCUAGUUACAGCAUCUAGAGAAGUAAAAGAUGUUCAUCAAUUCUUUGAUCAUUUGGUUAAUAUUAUCAAUAUUGUUGUUGGUUCUAGUAAGCGUAAUGAUGAAUUACAACAUGCUCAAGCAGAAUAA
Molecule: messenger RNA, 765 nt
Organism: Quercus robur (English oak)
Lineage: Eukaryota; Viridiplantae; Streptophyta; Magnoliopsida; Fagales; Fagaceae
Exons: 2
Coding region: 1-765 (254 amino acids)
Source: RefSeq, a predicted model, not a curated record